Messenger RNA from Phycomyces blakesleeanus NRRL 1555(-), 864 nucleotides. RefSeq names its product secreted cell wall surface anchor family protein. The transcript has a single exon. The record is from RefSeq and is a predicted model, not a curated record. Bases 1 to 864 code for a protein of 287 amino acids. Lineage: Eukaryota; Fungi; Mucoromycota; Mucoromycetes; Mucorales; Phycomycetaceae.
AUGCAAAUAUACUACCUGACAGCUGCCCUGGUUAUCCUUGUAGCAAUCACGGCCCAAGCCGCUCCACUUUCAGAAAGAGCAGCCGGCGAAAGUCUUGAUAAGCGUUCCGGUGUGACGGUCAACUCUUCUCCGAGCAUCCACCAGGAAUUCACUUCCACAGAUGCGUCCACCAGACCUGCCAAGGAUGAUGAACCCAAGAACCAUGCUAAGCGGUCCGGUAUCACUAUUAACUCUUCUCCCAAGAUUGAUGAAAAGUUCACCUCGAUCGACUCAUCGACCAGAACCGCCAAGGAUGUUGGAUCCAAUAAUCAUGCCAAGCGUUCUGGUGUCAUCAUAAAUUCUUCUCCUAGUAUUCACGAUGAGUUCACUUCCACUGACUCGUCUACCAGGCCCGCCAGAGAUGACGGACCGAGUAAUCAUGCCAAGAGGUCUGGUGUCACUGUUAACUCUUCUCCCAAGAUUGAUGAAAAGUUCACUUCGGUUGAUUCGUCCACCAGGACACCAGCACAGAAUGGUAAGACAGCCAAUGCAAAACCUGCUAGUGUGAUCAUAUACGCUGGUCCUACCAUCCAGCAAGAAUUUACCACAACUGACGUCUCUCCUUAUGAAAAUGAAGCCAAUGAACCCAGAUCCAUUGAGCGAUCAUCCGGUAGGGAUGCUCCUAUUGCCCGUAGUCUUUUUACACGGGCCGGAAACUCUCCUGCCGCCCCUGGUACCCCGGAUAUUCCAAAGGUUCCUGAUGUACCUACCAUUCCUAAUGGUUCUACUACCCCCGAAGCUCCCAAGAUUCCCGAUAUCCCCAAGAUUCCCGAUAUCCCCAAGAUUCCUACUGCCGCAAGCAUUGAUGUUGCAAACAUCGAUUAA